AUGUCUACACGUCUCACAGCAACUUGCAUCGAUACUCAGCAUGCCUCUGGCCAAAAUGUGGUCCACUUUCGACAGACUCCUGCCGUUUUUCUGGCAACCACCGACUUUCAAGCGACGCUGGGGAGCCCCCGCACCAUGCAAUGGCAAAACCAGCACUCUUACGAGCCCUUUGAUCGUGCCAAAGACCUGUAUGCUAUGUCUCUGACACCACCUGUUCGCGACAAGCCUUCUCCUCGCCUGUCCCCACCAAACGGCCACACGCAGGUUCCUUACCCACCUAGUGCCUGUUUGCUCCGACCUGACUGGCCUCUGUCAUGGGAAUGGGGAAUGCACAAGAAGAAUUAG
Ustilago hordei is the source of this 345-nucleotide messenger RNA. RefSeq lists its product as uncharacterized. Lineage: Eukaryota; Fungi; Basidiomycota; Ustilaginomycetes; Ustilaginales; Ustilaginaceae. The record is from RefSeq and is a predicted model, not a curated record. The transcript is spliced from 2 exons. The coding region runs from base 1 to 345 and encodes 114 amino acids.